CACGCAGUUCCCGCUAAACGAAAGCGUCCAUCACUGAUCGCAGCGGUAUAGUUUCAUUGCUCUUUCGGAUCCUCGAUUUCGGUCAAAAAAUGGACGUGGGAUUUGGAGCAAUCCAAGAGGUGGUGGAUAUAUGCGACACCAGGGUCAAGAUGGAGCCAGAUGAUGUGGAGGAGAAUGAUUUAACGGAUAGUGGCAUGGAAAUAUCAAACGCUGAGGAAUCCAUGAAAAUAAUCGAGGAGAGCUCCCACAUGAUAACUGUUCCUGUCAGGGAUACCGAGACGGAGGACGAGCGCCGCUUGAUCCUCAAUGCGCAACAGUUAUUUCAAGCUUCCUCAGCAGAAGAUACAAAGACAUUUGAAUGCCAUAUAUGUCACUUUCCGUCCUACACCGAACGGGAUAAUUCCGCCCAUCUUUCCAAUCACCAAAAGAACCUUCAUUUUUGCCUCUAUAUGUGCGGAGUUUGGGUAAACUCACUUGAAAAGGUACUAGAACACGAGUACCGCUACCAUUCUCAGCCAGGAAGUGACCUCUCUUGCAGAAUCUGUGAUUUUUCAACCCAAAGUGCCGACAAACUGGCCAACCACAUGGAAAACCAUUCCACUGUCUAUCGUUUUGUCUGCUCCCUAUGUCGAAGAGAUUUCGAGUCGUCCCAGGACCUUAGGAUACACCGCAAAGUAAGUAAUGCAAUCUGUGGUCGCGUGCAGUUUAAGCAAACCAGGGCUGAGUUGGUGGCCAGCAGUAAACGAGUUUUCCCCCGGGUUCGGAACAAUGUUUUGGUAAAAACAGAACCACACUAUACUCAGGAAUGGGAGACUUGUCCUCCCAUAAUUGUAAAAACGGAACCAGAUGAUGAGCAAAUGUCAGAGAUGGAUAUUAAACAGGAGAUCGAACCCUCGGAACCGUCGAAGAGUAUCUGGUCAAACCUACCAGUUUGUCUCAGAGGCAAACUGCGCUUGCCAGCUCUACCCGCUGAAGGUCGCAAUAAACUAUCCCCCAAAAUAUCUAUUGAUAAUAUGAAUUGUAUACAGCAGACCACAGACCAAACGCACAAGAAACCGAUUGCAAUGAAUAUAUUGAAAUCUUUGCCCACCAACUGCAUGUCCAUCACGCUCCCCUCGAGCACAAAAAUUCGAAAAAUCGAAGCUUUGGAGAACAUAAAUGAACCGAGUACUGUCGGUCAGGGCAAUGUAGAAGAGUCAUCCAGUACCUUUCAUCUCCCAAAAUCUAUCUCAAUACGCAAAGUACAGGCGGUGGAAAAAAGUAAAUUAAUUUCCACGCCAGUUGCCCCUGCGGCGCCAGAGCCACCGCUAAAAUGGACACUACCAAAGCAACUGCAGAACCGCAACCCUUUCGAGAUCUUAGAUGCGUACGAUAAUUUGAAAAGCAAGCCAGAGUCUAUGAAAAUGAUUUCCGAUAUCCGUAAUAAAAUACUAUCUAUUGAAAAGACGUUGCCAUUGCCUGGAACAGUGCUGCAGUCUCCAUUCCGCAAGGAUGGUCCAAAACCUGUCGAAGUGCUCCUAGACUCAUUAUCCUCUUUUGUGAUGAAGGAGCUUCGCGAAAAGUUUCCCAAUUUCCGUUUCCUGUGGAGUUGUCCCAUCUGCCCAUGGGCUUACGAAAAGAAUCGUGCAUUUCGCACGCAUUUAAGUACAGAACAUAGCCUAAAACCGGAUUUAUUAAACAAGCUUAAAGUUUCCAUAAAGCCAUACGAUUGUCGCCAAAAAAACGCUUUAAACGUACCAGUGCCAUCCAUAAAAAGCCUUGACUCACAACCACAAGUAUCAGAACCAUCUAAAAGCUUCGCAGAGAUUCCAACAAAGAAAGAGGCAAGUCCUUCCUUUGAAGAUGUGGAAGUUUCCAUCUCUCCAGCGGGUCAAAUACAAUCAGGAAAAAAAAAGAAGGAUAAACCAACGACACCUAAAGAGAGGAUCUCGACUUACCAGUGCUCGGAAUGCUCGAAAGUGUUUACUACUCACGGAGCCCUGCGCAUUCACAAAACCAUCCACACAGGGGAGCUGCCGUACAAGUGCGACUUUUGUGACAAACGUUUCCGCACUCCUGGUCAGGUGCGGGUUCAUCAUCGGCGUCAUACUGGCGAAAAACCUUUUAAAUGCAAGUUCUGUUCGCUAGAAUUUACCCACCGGGAAACCCUAAUUUCUCAUAUAUCUCGCCACAUUGGUAUGAAGCGAUACAAGUGUUAUGGAUGCGAUAAAAACUUCGUUGUUGUCAGCGGCUUGCGGGCUCAUCGCCGCAUCCGGCCUGAUACUUGCGGCAAGGUAAAGUUUACGGCUCGAGCUCAUGGGCCCCGGGUGCGGGUCAUCAAGGGAGAGGUAGUGUUUGAAUCCCAUCCGGAGCACAAUGGUUAUCUGCGGAGCGAGGAUCCACUUAACAUACUGUCGGAGCGAGGCCAAGUUGAUUUUAGUUCCCAUGAUAUUACAGAGGAUGAAAAGUGAUUGCACAUUGUGAAUGUUUUUGAAUUUUUGUGUUAUAAAAUACUUAUGUUUCAAAAAACAUUAAAAAUUGUAUUAAAAUUGUAAACAUUAAAAUUGUAAAGAUUUUCUAAAAAUUUCAAUGAAAUUGUAAAAGUUUUGAACAAUUA
Molecule: messenger RNA, 2596 nt
Organism: Drosophila ananassae
Lineage: Eukaryota; Metazoa; Arthropoda; Insecta; Diptera; Drosophilidae
Exons: 7
Coding region: 90-2450 (786 amino acids)
Biological process (GO): regulation of transcription by RNA polymerase II
Molecular function (GO): DNA-binding transcription factor activity; RNA polymerase II cis-regulatory region sequence-specific DNA binding
Source: RefSeq, a predicted model, not a curated record